Gloeophyllum trabeum ATCC 11539 is the source of this 1383-nucleotide messenger RNA. RefSeq lists its product as uncharacterized. The coding region runs from base 1 to 1383 and encodes 460 amino acids. The transcript is spliced from 2 exons. The record is from RefSeq and is a predicted model, not a curated record. NCBI's taxonomy places the organism in Eukaryota, Fungi, Basidiomycota, Agaricomycetes, Gloeophyllales, Gloeophyllaceae.
AUGUACCUUGGUAUGCUCCACACCCAGCUUCGUCCUGGUUCCGUACCUGUCGAGGCUGUAAGGGCACGGAUUAAAGAUCCUGCUGAUAUCCUCCCACUUGAAACCCUGACCGGUAUAUGGAAGAUGGUCGUUGCUGAUGAAGCCGAGAGUUGCCAAAGACAGCUUACCUUUCCAUUCACUGCAUCUUGGGUCUCGCAUCACUGGAGGAACGUGGCCUUGACGACGCCUACCAUAUGGAGCAGCGUAUACAUCGACCGGUACUCCAAGCUGGAACCUACUAAGGCUCAGCUUACGCGGUCCGGAAAGUGCCUGCUGGACUUGGUCAUCUAUUUCGUGUCAACGCCAGAUGAGGGCGUCGAGACCGUCAUUGCUUGUGAGCCUGCAAUGCGAGACUUCAUGGACACCGUUUCAGCCCAUGCCGACCGUUGGCGUUCACUCCAGCUUACAAUCUACGGCGCCCGAGCGCAUCAUGGUAUACUCCCAAUAGAGAGCGCAUUGACGCGGCUCCGGACGUUGGCCGCUCCUGAGCUCACAGAUUUCUCUUUUACCCCUUGCUUCGAGUAUCCGCGGAGCGCACCACUUUUAACCGGCGGGACGCCACGCCUCUCGCGCCUACGAUUGGACGGAGUGGAUCUGAAAGGGUUGAACAAUCUUUUCCCCCACUUAACCUCCCUCAACAUCGUGGACGUGCCUGCCGCUCGAAGGCCAUCCCUAGAGGAGUUCGUUGCUCUACUUGAAGCAUGCUCCAAGCUUGAAUGUCUCACCAUAGAUGGGCCAUGCUUCCGACUGGUGCGCGAAGCACGGGAUCCAUGCCUCAGUGCUACAUUGCCAUCACUCCUCUCAUUGUCUUUAUCAUUUUCCGACGAAUUUUGGGACAGGGCGGCAGAGGAAGGCAGCGUAGUGGCCACGCUGUUCGGCACCAUAUCAGCUCCUCUACUUCAAACCCUUGUCUUCGGAAAGCUCAGUCACUUGGGUGCGGAAGCAGUUGUUCGUGCUAUCACAGUCACCAGUUGUGGCGGUUCUCCCAAGUUUCCUGAGCUGAGCAGGCUAUGUCUUUAUGACGUCUGCUUGGUCGAUCCUUAUCAAGAACGGGAUCUCAGUCUACCAUUCCUCUUAUGCUUCCCCUUCGCCAGUACUCUCGAGCUGUCUGGAGGAGAUAGCCGAGCGAUUCUUGGAUGUCUAGCAUCGGAGGAGUGGGCUAGCUGUCAUGAGCCCAUAAGACCAGGCUUCCGUCUCAAGACGCUAGUCUGCCCUGAUAUCUCAUGUUCAUGCGAUGAAGGGGUUCUUAGCCGGUUCAUCUUGGGCCGACAAGCCAUCGGUCAUUCUAUUGCCAAAUUGUGGCUUUGUGGACAGGUGGAAGUGGUCUUCGACUUCUUUACCUAA